GAGCUACAGGAAAGAGUAAUUGAUGACAGGAUUUUCAUUUUUGGGUGGACUGUCCCUUUAAGUAGACUACACAAUGUAAGGAACUUCCUGUCUGAAAGUGACUGCAGCAGUGGGGAAGACCUUCUGGACCUCAGCUCUUCUUUAAGAGAUUCUGAGUAUUUCAGAGAUCUGCAGCUCGGAUCGACGGUGUACACUGCCCCGCCGCAAACACAGAUUCCCGUUCUGAUCACAUCUGUCUGUCCACCGGAGAGUGGAUUCCACCUGAAUUCUGAACCGUUCCAGGUAGAUCACUCCGCAUCUUCUGCUGGAGGGGAAACCAUGGACCGCUUGUUUGCUAUAAGAACGUCAGAGUUCCAGGAUUUUCCAGGACCAGAGCAAGAUGAGGAUUCAGAAAUGGAGAGCAUUCCGAUUUUAGUCCGGUCCAUGUCCACGUCACGCAGGCACAGCUCUGAUAUGCCACUGUCUCCGAUUGACCUGGGAAGAAGGUUCAGUUUAGACACCACUGGUAUUGACAGCGAUGGGGAACAAGAGAUGCGAUGUCUCCAAAGUUCCCAUUUACCAUCUUCCUCCUUCUCUGAGAGUUCAGUCGAGGAGACGCCUGGUGCCAUCGAAACUGAAAGCCUUGAAACAGCUAAGCCACCCGAUUCAGGAAAGACGGUGUAUUCCAGAUCCGAGAUUCUCGCCACCGAAGAAAAGUCUCAGGCUGACAGGGUCUCUCGCAUACUGGAAACAUCUCAGCAGGCUGCCAGAGAGGCCGGAGAGGAUCAGGAGACUGAAGAAGGGCUGCAGUCUGUGGAUGGACGAUGUCACGUGCUGAUGGUACAGAAAGUUCUUCAAGAGCUUAAACAGUAUCACGGAACUUCAAGCACAGAUAGGAAAGAAUUUUCUGGAAAUGUUACGUGGUAUGAAUUUCUCUCCAACGAUAAAAACGAUGAUGAAGAAGAGGAACGACCAGAACGUUCAGAAAAAGGGACCAAAGUCAAGCGCACCCUCAGCUCUUUGAAGAACCGAAUGACUGGAUCCUUCAACAAAGAUAAAGGUAAGACCCGUGAGAGAGAGCAGCACAAAAGCACAGAGAAAGAGUUCAAAGAGCACAAGAAGGUGCGGCGUGUCAGCGUCAGUGGGCACCAGCUAGUGCCCGGCUCCUUUUCCAGCUGGGCGAGGUGUUCACUGUGCAGCAAGAGUCUGCAGCGAAAGCAUGGCCUGCAGUGUUUGAACUGUGCCGUGAACGUCCAUAAGAGCUGCAGGACCCUGUUACCGGAGUGUAGCAGUAAAGGCAAGACUAAAGAUUCAGUACAGAAGAUAUCGACCUCUGCCACUCAGUCAAGUAAUCAAGCUCUGAGGGAGACCAGCUCCACCCUGACGCUCGCCGCCGAUGGCUCGUCCCGAAAGGCUCGCUGCGCUUCAGGAAUGACCGUUUCGCCUAAAGGACACAGCGCCCAACCAGCCGCCUCCAGCAAUCAUACAGCCAACCAGAACAGCAGCAGCAGCAGCGGCUCUGUCGCAGGAGAUAUGGACGAGGUGGAUGCAUUCAGGAUGAAGCGCCCCGCUGACGACACCGUGUCUCUCGUCUCCUCAACACCCGAGUCGCUCAUCGUGGAAGAUGCAUAUUACACCACUUUGCGGGGCGAGCUGGACUCCAUCGCGCAGGACUUUGAAGUAGAGUCCUGGAGUCUGGCCGUGGAUAACAACUUCUUGAAGAAGCAUUCGAAGGAAAUGACCAAGAGACAGGACGUUAUAUACGAGCUCAUUCAGACGGAGAUGCAUCACAUGAGGACGCUGAAGAUCAUGCAGCGCGUGUACGCCCGAGAGCUGCGCGAGGCCUUACAGAUGGACGACAAGAGGUUGGACUGUCUGUUUCCGCAGCUGGACAGCCUGCUAGAGCUGCACAGUCACUUCCUGUCCCGCCUCAGGGAGCGGCGCGCUGAGUCCCUGCAGACGGGCAGCGAACGCGAUUACGCCAUCAACCAACUCUCAGACAUCCUUAUAUCCCAGUUUUCCGGAGAGCUUGGAGAACGAAUGAAAGACUGUUACGGCGAUUUCUGCAGUCGCCACACUGAAGCAGUCAACUAUUACAAAGAACAACUUCAGAGCAACAAGAAGUUUCAGAACCUCAUGAGGAAAAUAAGCAAUCUGUCAAUCGUGCGGCGGUUGGGCGUUCCAGAGUGCAUCCUGCUGGUGACGCAGCGAAUCACCAAGUAUCCUGUUUUAGUGGAGCGAAUCCUGCACAAUACAGAAGCUGGCACAGAGGAACAUGAAGGUCUGGCAGAAGCUCUCUGUCUGAUCAAGGACGUCAUCGUGCAGGUGGACUCUCAGGUCAACCUCUACGAAAAGGAAGCUCGGCUCCGAGAGAUCUCCUCCAAGAUGGAACCCAAGCCUCUGGGAAAGAUCAAGGACGGAUGUUUUUUCCGCAAGGAGGAUCUGUGCCAGGGCCGUCGCAGGCUGCUGAAUGAAGGCACGGUCUACUGGAAAGCCGCGUCCGGUCGACUCAAAGAUAUUCUCGCUCUACUGCUGACUGACGUUCUCGUCUUAUUGCAAGAGAAGGAUCAGAGAUACAUGUUCUCUACCGUGGACAACAAGCCGUCCGUCAUUUCCCUGCAGAAGCUGAUCGUGCGGGAGGUCGCUCACGAGGAGCGGGCCAUGUUCCUCAUCUGCGCCUCCUCUAACCGACCCGAGAUGUACGAGAUCCACACGGCCUCGAAAGAAGAGCGCAACACAUGGAUCACGCACAUCCGACAGGCCGUGGAAAGCUGUCCACAUACAGAGGAGAGGCUGUUCAGUGAGGAAGUGGAGGCCAGGGUCGCUCGAUUCCGAGAGUUUCAUGAACGGCUGAUGUUGAAGGACGCUGAGAUCGCUCAUAGCCUCACAGAUAAACUGCAGUUAUUCUCAGAUCUGGUCGAAUCUGUGGCCGGUGUGGAAGACGGCAGUCAUCGCUCACGUUUGCUCCUGCGGGGCGAAGCCUCGGAAGUCCAGCAGGGGGAGCAGCUCCUCAAAGGAGCCAUCACCGAAGUGGAGAACCUUCAGAACCUCCUGGCAUCCGGUGUGAAGGAAACAUCUCCUCAGACUGAAGGAAACCAGAGUCCAGGGUUGAGCAUGCUUCCUCGCAGGGCCGACACCUUCGGUGGCUACGACAGCGCUCCUAAAAUUCUGCCUAAAAACGGUAGUAUAAAGAAGAAGGUCUCCGGAGCGGCAAGCAGGUCCAGGGAUCGCAGUGAACGGGCCAGCUCAGACCCGCAGAUCAAAGAGGUCUAUACCUGUCAAAUCCAGGAAGAGCUGGAUGAGACCUCAUCACCCGGCUGCCACAAAAAAUCAACCUUCAGAUUUCCACAAGCAGAGUUCUACGAGCGAGUCCUCCUGCUGUCUCAGCGGCUCUACAGUUUACAGGCCAUUGUCGCUCAGCAGGACAGUCACAUCGAGCUGCAGCGGGCCUCUCUCCUCACCGCCGAACGGGAGCGUUCUGGCGGCCGGAGCCGCGGCACAGAUGUGCUCCUCGAGCAGGAGAAACAAAGGAACCUGGAGAAGCACCGCGAGGAGAUGGCCAAUUUUCAGCGUCUGCAGAGCCAGCACAGACAGGAGCAGGCCCGCUGGGAGCGGGAGCGCGAGAGGCAGAGACGGCAGACCGAGGCGGCAGAACGGAAGCUGAAGGAGAAAGAGGAAGAAUGCAGACGGCUGGAAGCCCGGCUAGCCGAGGAGAGACAGGAGCUGGAACGACAGAAGCAGACAUACCAGCAGGACCUGGAGCGGCUGCGGGAGUCAACAAGAGCGGUGGAGAAAGAGAGAGAGAGACUUGAACAGCAGAGGAAGCUGAGAAAGCACAACACGGUGCCGAACACUGCCGCGUUAUACGCACAGGAGGCUGGCCAGCUUCCUCUCUCCUCAAGCUUUAACGGCGAGCUCCUGCUCGGUGGACCAGGGGACCAGUCGCUUCCUCAAAAGGCGCUCCUGCGGGCCUCUCUCUCAGUAUCCCCUGCCGACUACCCAGAGCGUCCCGAGGUCCACUCGCGCCGAGAGAGCUCCUGCAACACCCUGUCGACGAAAACGGAGGUUCCCAUCCACCUCGUCAGCACCACCAACCAACUGCACAAGCAGGGCGGAGUCCAGCAGCAGAUCCCCACCAAACUCGCCGCCCUCAGCAAGGGCAAAGAGAAGAGCGGGAAGGGAAAGAGUUCACACCGCACCGAGAGCUUGGCCUCUGUUGACAUGAAGCAAACACUGCCCAUCAGGCUGUCAGCACGAGAUUCAGAGGGGAACCUAAAAGCACGCCGCCCCGUCAGCCCCCACCAGCAGCCCCUUCAACCCCAACCGUCACACUCAGAUUCCCCCAGCCCCCCGGAUGGCUACGUGGACGCCCAAGCCAGCCUCGCCAUUCUCAAAACCCAAAACCAGAACGUCCAGCACACCCUCCAGUACGCUGUGAGUGACGAGGCCGCCAAGGAAGACGUUAUCUUUUUCUGAGCGCCCUGCACAGCAUGCUGGGAAAUUCCAAUGAAAGGACUUGGACCUUAUGAAGAAACAGUCUUCAUUUUUUACGUAGAGACGUUUUUGCUCAGUCUUAACUGCUAACAAUUUUGUAAGUUUGUAAAUACAACGAAGGAAAAUACGUUUUAGAUUGUACAAAAAAUGCUCACUGGAUGUCACAGAAAAACCAAAAGAUUCUGUGAAUAUAAAGACAGGGAAGGUGUGGAACAAUUCUGUAGCAUACGUUCCUGACGGACGAAACGAAGAAUAUGGGACGUUUUGGGUCGCUUAUUGUUAUGGUUAGCAGUUUUGCACAGCGUCAGUGUUCCACUUAAUGUUAAAUCAUGGAAUUUGGAUGACAAUAUUGUGGUUUGCGCCGUUGUGGUCACUCUGGAACGUGUUAUUUCAUGAUGAAGCACUGAUGUGUUGAUUUUGGCUUUUGUAAAGGGCCUUGAAUUUGGGUCAAGGUCUGUACGUGUUCAGACCAAACACUGUCUACAAAAUGGAAGAACAAAAAAUCAACAGCAUGAUUGUGAGAAUUCAAGAUUUUAUUAGUCCGUUUUCAUUCAGCAGUUAUUUUAUGUUUUUAGAUAAUGAAGGAAACGAUUUUAGCUAACAAUCAUUUUAACGAUGAAUAUGUAAAUCUCACAAACACUGUCAAGAAACGUUCAGGCCAUUUUUACCUACAUUAUCAAGAAAAGGAAGAAACUGUAAUUUCUUAAUUUUCUAUUUUAUUUUGGUAUAAAAUGACCUGAAUAUUUCCUUGUUAGAUUCACUCAACCUGUUCUUUUUAAAAAGAGUGCCAACAAGAACAUCUUAUUCAUUAGGUCAUGUAACUGGCACAUGAGCUACUAAACAGGAUUGGCAGUUUAUUUUCAGUUACUAAUCAAAAUUAUUCGCCAAAAAUGUUCAGUAGCUUAGAAACCAUUUCUAUAUCACAAUGAAGAUGAAGAUUCUUUACACAAUGUUAAUUUGAGCUCUUGUUCUGCUAAGCAGUUUCUCUAUUUUGCUUUUCCUACAUCACCACCACUGACAUUCAAUACAUUCGUUUCUAGAUCAUUGCCCUGAAGUUGAGUGGUGUUCCUCUUCCGCUGACUACAGAAACAAUGUCAUUGUGCAAUGUUACUAUUACUUUGGAUUCCUGUCUUUCCACCAAAGACUAGUACCUAAAAUUCUCCAUUUCUUUGUUAAAUUUUAAUAAUGGCUGUAAGUAUGAAGUCGCCAAUCUGAAGUUUGUUUAUAGACGACAGUGUUAUUUGUAUGUAUAUGUUGUACAUAGAAUUUCGUAGAUGAGAUGUAGAUAUUGUGCAAGGAUGUCACGUGACCACUGGAAUUAGAGCGGGUUAUAAAACGCUGUCCGGGUAUAAUUUCGUUUUAUUCCUUUGUAGGCACUUUUUUCUUUAUGAAAACGUCUUCUGUCUUUCAGUCUGUGUUUUUUGUUUGUUUAUAAACGACAUGAUGCAUCGCUUUCGAGUUACAUUUUAACUGGUUAGCUUGAUGUUAGAAAAGAAAGUUUUGACGUUCAUCUUUGUGAAAAAGUCAGCUCGAUUUUGUUCCAGGUUGACGCUUGAAGGGGCAAGUGAAGGGACGUGUUUUUUUUAUACUGUAGCAGAUCAGUUUUGACCAGCAAAGUGUAAAUAAAUGUCAUGUGAUUUUGAUCACAUAUUAGUAAAUUCUCUCAAGUCAGCGACUAAACAUUCACUUUUGUAGCUGCAGAGCACUUUACCUCAAAUUUCCGUUUUUUUGUAACUUAACAAAUGUGCGCUAAAUGUUCCUGUCUCUUUAAAUUGUCAUUUGAACCAUUAUGUUGGGCUUGAUGUCUGAUUUUGUACAGUACGAGUAAUUUUCUUUAAUGUAGAGGCAUUGUGUUUGGUCAACUAUUGUUGUCAAAGUAUAUCAAAUGUCCAAAAAAAGAAAUCUUUGCGAUUACACUAGCCACUUUUGGACACAAGUAAAUGUUAAGGGGACCUCAAGUGUUAAAUCUGGGUUUUGCUUAGUGUUUUGUCUUCAUGAAGUUCUUAGCACGCCGAUUUGAUUUUUUUACCACAACAUUGUAUUCGCUCCAGAGAGGAAAAUAGAAAUAUUUGUGAACACUUAAAUGCGCUGCCUUUAGAGAUGUUUUAGUAAUAAAAUAUCUUAAAAAUGUGUAUGAUUUGUGCG
Molecule: messenger RNA, 6618 nt
Organism: Triplophysa rosa
Lineage: Eukaryota; Metazoa; Chordata; Actinopteri; Cypriniformes; Nemacheilidae
Gene: arhgef18b
Product: rho/rac guanine nucleotide exchange factor (GEF) 18b
Exons: 30
Coding region: 319-4455 (1378 amino acids)
Biological process (GO): small GTPase-mediated signal transduction
Molecular function (GO): guanyl-nucleotide exchange factor activity
Source: RefSeq, a predicted model, not a curated record